GCUGUUUUGCUGCCGCGUCCGAGCCUCUUCACGCGUUUUUGCCUUAUCGGGAGGCAUGGAGAAGUGUAUCAACGAUUGGCAAAGAUGCCGUCCGCUCGAUGCACCAAUCCAUAGACCCGCAUCGGCUCCUCUGCGGGUGCCAGUAGGAAGGCGAGCGCGUUCCGUGACUGAUCGAUUGAUCGAUUGACAGACAGCCAGUCCGGCUUUUUGUGAGGCGCACAUGAAGGUCGCCGCCACUGACAGAGUCGAGCUCUUCGACUGCAGUGCAUCAUAAACUGCGAUUGAAACCUGUGGUCCGUUUUCUGCUGUCCUCUUCAUCCUGCGUCCGGUAGAACUCCUUUGUGUCUUGUGUUUUCCUGCAGUGCAGUGUGUGUUUUGUUGACCGGGUGCUGUGAUGUCGAGCGCUCUUGACUGACCUGCAUUGCGCCUUCCUCUCGUUGCUAUUGCGCUGUUUCAAUCGCACCUUCUGUUGCGGAACAACCUGCGCCUGCCCGUUGCUUAAUGCGUUGAAUUUUUCGGCAGGACUUCCAGUACUCUUGUUUUCUACUUGGGCUUCCCAGCCAGCGCCUGCAUCUCACGCGUUGCUUUGGAGGAGAUUUGUCUUCACUGGCACAUGCUAUUUGGCAACACUGGUUGUGUCUUCACCUUUUCGCUGGCUUGCCUGCGAUCCAACCUCGACGAGAACACUUGAGAGCGACCAAAUACAUUGCUCUAUCGCCUGUUGCAGUGUUUUAGUCUUCCCCUCGUUCCGAUAUUGCCUCCCGCUUUUCGCCAAAAACUCCUCGAUCGGUCUCCUACCAACGAGCUUGAAGACCAUGGGUCGUCUUACGAGUUCCGUCCUCCUGGUGCUGGCGGCCCUCUGCGUCAGUAUCAAUGCAAUCCCAACAAUUUCAGCAGUCGGCUCCAAAUUCUUCACAAGCGACGGUAAUCAAUUCUUUAUUAAAGGUGUUGCCUAUCAAUUGAUCGAAGAUGACCCUCUUGUCAAUGCCACCCAAUGCAAACUCGAUGCUACCGUUAUGCAGCAACUGGGUGCCAAUGCAAUCCGUGUAUACCACGUCGAUCCAUCAGCGGAUCACCAAGGGUGCAUGAACGCAUUUGCUGCGGUUGGGAUCUAUGUGUUUGUAGACAUGGACAGUUUCAAAACCUACAUUCGUCUGAACUCCGGAGCUGCGUGGACGCAGAACAAAUCUGAAUCCUAUCGGGCAGUCCUGGACAACUUCCAACAGUACGACAACACAGCCGGCUUGUUCGUGGGAAAUGAAGUCCUCAAUACCUUGGAUGACGCAGGAUCUGCUCCUUACCUUCUCUCCGCUGCUGUUGAUCUCAAGAGCUACCGAGAUGCCAAAGGGUACCGCAAGAUCCCCAUUGGCUACUCGGCCACAGAUACCGCCGUGCUUCGACCCAUGCUGCAGAACUAUCUGGUGUGCCGUCCUAACGUGACGGAGCGUCUGGACUUCUAUGCCCUGAACAGCUAUGAAUGGUGCGGGUCGACGCCUACUUACAACACUUCCGGUUACUCGGCGUUGCAAGCAGAUGCCGAAAAUUACCCCGUUCCGAUCUUCUUCUCCGAGGAUGGUUGCAAUACGGUUCCACCUCGCACUUUCGACGACCAGGCCGCCAUUUUUGGACCCGAUAUGGUCAACACAUGGUCCGGGGCGAUGAUCUACGAGUGGAUCCAAGAAAUGAACCAGUACGGCUUGGUUUCCUAUGGACCGCAAGUCGGUGCCGAUGUUAAUCAAGGCUCGAGUAUCAUUCAAGGAUUCACCCGCCAGGGCACGCCUACCCCGGUGCAACCCGAUUUCAGCAACCUCCAGCAACAAUGGAAGACGUUGACCCCGACAGGAGUGAAGUCCGCGGACUAUGUGGCCAGCAUGACGACGACUCCGCCGCCGUGCCCAAGUUCAACAGCUGGAGGAUGGACGGUCGAUCCCAGUGCGCCUCUGCCCACCAUGGGAGCGGAGGGCGUCUCCACAGUUAGCUCAUCAUCCGGAGGUGGAAGCAGCACAUCGGGUGCGGCCAGCUCUGCCACCCACAAAGGUGCGGCUGGUCGAUUGGGUGCUGGCUCGCCAUCAUUCGACGAUGCUGGAAUCUUGGCGAUGGUGGUGUCUUUGAUUGCGGUUGGCGCAGGUAUGGCCUUCUUGCUCUGAGACAGACUCUUUCGGGGCACGUCAUUUUUACGGUGUGACGACAACAUGACUGAGGGGUUGUUUGGCGGAAAACUUCGAGAUGUGGCUUUCAGUUUGCACAUAGAGAUUGACGACGAUGCGCGGCCACGUUCGUUCCACAUGUUGCACAUGAUGGAAGGUGGUUAACACUCUCAAGUAAUGUAUUAAAGAACAGAAAUAGACUUCAAAAGUUGCACAGGCA
Messenger RNA from Exophiala dermatitidis NIH/UT8656, 2367 nucleotides. RefSeq lists its product as uncharacterized. Gene Ontology annotation, molecular function: 1,3-beta-glucanosyltransferase activity. Lineage: Eukaryota; Fungi; Ascomycota; Eurotiomycetes; Chaetothyriales; Herpotrichiellaceae. The record is from RefSeq and is a predicted model, not a curated record. The transcript is spliced from 6 exons. Gene Ontology annotation, biological process: fungal-type cell wall (1->3)-beta-D-glucan biosynthetic process. Gene Ontology annotation, cellular component: fungal-type cell wall; cytoplasm. Bases 816 to 2147 code for a protein of 443 amino acids.